This is a messenger RNA of Aphanomyces astaci, 2283 nucleotides long. RefSeq lists its product as hypothetical. Gene Ontology annotation, cellular component: histone acetyltransferase complex. Lineage: Eukaryota; Oomycota; Saprolegniomycetes; Saprolegniales; Verrucalvaceae. The transcript is spliced from 3 exons. The record is from RefSeq and is a predicted model, not a curated record. The coding region runs from base 409 to 2196 and encodes 595 amino acids.
CACGACACGACAACGAUGGGAGCAGGUGAGUGGCACAGCCGAAGGCCCCGACGAUAUAGAGCGACCGUUACGUCCAAAAGCACAUUCAAAAAGAAGAUGAACAUGCUGCUGCAGAUGCGACGCUCGGCCAAAGCUCGCAAGUCGUCAUCAUCGUCGCUGCUGCCUCGUGGCCAAACCAAAGCGCUGACGUGGCAUGUGUUGGCCAUUCGACCCAGUCGCUUCGACUUUGCCUUGGACGGUGCAUGGCGUGUGGAGGUUGUGCAUGGGAACACGGCAUCGUACAGUAUCACAUUGGCAGACAUCCGAUCCUCCAAGGACGCGCAGGCCUUCGGCUACGAGACAUUGCGUUUUCGUCGCUUCGCGCGCCGCCUAUCUUAAGUAAGUCAACGCUGAAGUCCAUGGUGCAAUAUGGCGCGGACAAGUACACGACGCCGUUGCCUCGGCAUGCAGUGUUGUCCCAUCAAGCGUUCGUCGUGUUUGAAAUGGAAGACGCCGAAACGGGACACUGGUAACCUCUGGGCCACGAGCAUGGCAUCACUUGCAUUUUUUCCUCGGAUAUAUGGGUACAAUAGUAGCCCAAAUUGUCUGGUGCGACUGGCGUUUUCGGCUAAGCAAGUUGGUCUCGGGUGUUGGGAAGCCAAGGGCUACCACGACGUGGUCGAGUCCGACGAGCGUUCUUGUUCUGAUGGCGCCCCAGUCAAAGCCAUCCUGAAUCCACUCAACGGAUGGUUUGCGUGGUAUUCGGUUCACUUUCCAGCAAACUCGUUUGCGGCCCAGCAGUGCCUGAACUGGGAUGUGCGUCGAAUUGUGUUCAACUGGCGAGACUAUUGGAUGGUCCUGACGUUUUGGACUUGUUUCCCGCUUUAUGGACUCUAUCACAGCGCUAAGCUCGUGCUGCUCUUGCGCAGAAUGAAGCUCAUUCAAACCACUCGAGUAGUUGAGGCGAUGGACUCGGCCGUGCAGGCUGCCCGCGAGUCCACGAAGCCCUCCAAGAUCAAGACGGCGACGGUCGUCAAAUGUAGAUGCAAGUCACGCCGAUGUUCUGACUGUCAGCAGUGUGUCAAGUGCCAAUGCUAUUGCAAUGGCCCGCCACAACGCCCGCUGCGUCCACUCGAUGGAGCGAAGAAGUCGCCAGUGCCUCAGUCUCCCAUGUCCUCGGAAGGCAACUUCACGUCCAACACGGUUGCCAGUAGACGUCGUGCGACCCGCAACAUCGAGCCAGAACUACCGAAACAACCUGCGAAGAAUUCGCCGGACGAUGAUGCCACCACUCCGCUGUCUCGCACCCCAUCGCCCCAACGUCCGGAUAACCACCCAUCCGUAUCCGAACCAGAAACCAUGUCGACGACCAACGGACCAGCAAAGGUGUGGGCGAAGCUUACAUGUAGAUGCAAAGCGCGGCGGUGCGCAGAGUGCACGGCGUGUUCAAAGUGUUCGUGUACGUGCGGCGGCAACACCGGGUCCCCCACGUCUGCUGCCAAGCGUAAAGUUGUCGAGUCCCCCGCGAAGCUGCCGCCGCCGUCCAAGAAGUCCAAGGUCGCCAAAUCGACCACACCACGACGACCUUCACGACACGGCAAACCGGUCGAGAUAGACACACACGAAUCGACCAACGAGACACAGGCGGGUGCCGUGCGUCGUCGACGGUCACCACGAGGUGUCAGCGUCCCCAAGAGUAAGGAGGACGCCGACCACGACCCACCCGCCGCCACUGACUCGAUACCACAUGCACACGACGACGAGAUUACUAGUACUACCGCAGCGGCGGCGUUAAAGAUGGACGAGGAGACCCGCAAGAUGGACGAAGAACUCAAAGCGUGGAUGGGCAAACGCUCCGACGAACAAGAAGAAUUGACCCAACUGGAGCGGCAAAUCUACGAGUUGGAAGGCGCGUACCUCCGACGCAGCCAACAUGCAGGCAACAUCGUCAAGGGGUAUGCCGACGCGAAUGUGUUUGUGGCCGAGAUGGCCAAGGACGAACUGCAGGACCCCCCGCCGAAUGAAGUCGUGGACGCGCAGCGGGUGUUUUCACUUUCAUCCACGACAUCCCCCGCGGAGCCGCCGCUCCAUGUGGCCACCGCCGCCGCCACUGAAACAGCGGCAGUAGCAGCACCCCCAGUGGACGUCCCCAACCACAGCGUGGUCGACCGAGCCCGCACGCUGUCGCAGGAACUGGCCGAAGCGGACGAGGUGUAACGUUGUCACACAUUUUCACUAGUAGUAAUAUUCACGACCGCCGGUGUCUGUAUAUAGUUAACAUGUAAAAUGCAUGAAUGUUUCCAA